Messenger RNA from Acyrthosiphon pisum (pea aphid), 2281 nucleotides. RefSeq names its product cationic amino acid transporter 2. The record is from RefSeq and is a predicted model, not a curated record. Gene Ontology annotation, biological process: L-arginine import across plasma membrane; L-ornithine transmembrane transport. Gene Ontology annotation, cellular component: plasma membrane. Gene Ontology annotation, molecular function: L-arginine transmembrane transporter activity; L-ornithine transmembrane transporter activity; L-lysine transmembrane transporter activity. Lineage: Eukaryota; Metazoa; Arthropoda; Insecta; Hemiptera; Aphididae.
GUAUACAUUAAUUCCUAUACCUUCGAUCUUGAACGUUUAUUAUUGAACAUCAGCUAUUACCACCUGCGUCGAUCGAUCAACUGUGUAAAAGUGAAGUGCCACCGCGUAUAAAUCACCGAUAAAUUGUUUUUUUUUUUUUUUAAUUUUCUCACUGACGUUAAUAUUGUUUAAGGUAGGUUUAUUCAGGGUAUAGUUUUACUUCCGACUUCGAUCGAAAGCCGUAUACAUGCAUCAUAUCGCACAUUGACUACGUUACAAGGAGUUCACUUUGGACGGAUUCCAGUUCGCACGUAAUUCAACAUGAGAAACUCGUUGUCGAACCACACGCUGUAUCAAACGUUGUGCAGGAAGAAAACGUUCACUGAAGAUGUCGAACCGGGAAAAGAAAAGUUGAAACGAGUGUUAAAUAUAUUUGACUUGACCGCUCUGGGAAUUGGUGCCACUUUAGGAUGUGGCGUAUAUGUGUUGGCUGGAACGGUGGCCAAAUCCAUCGCUGGACCAGCGGUCGUACUGUCUUUCAUCGUGGCAGCGAUCGUCUCAUCGUUUUCCGGAGUUUGUUACGCUGAAUUCGCUGGUCGUGUACCCAAAGCUGGAUCUGCAUAUAUUUACAGUUACGUGACUGUUGGAGAGUUUAUUGCGUUUUUUAUCGGUUGGACUUUGUACAUUGAGCACACUAUUGGUACAGCUUCCGUCGCCAAAGCAAUGACUAAUUAUUUAGAUGCUUUACUCGGAGAUCCUCAAAAGAGAUAUUUUAAAAAACAUUUUCCAAUGCAUGUGGAUUUUUUGGGCGAAUAUCCAGAUUUCGCAUCGUUCUUUUUCGUCAUGUUUAUUGCGUUAAUUGUGGCUUGGGGUGUCAAGAAAUCUUCAACCCUCAAUAAAGCGUUUACCUUGUUGAACUUGUUGACAUUGGGUACAGUAGUCGUUAGUGGCUUUUUUCUAGGUAAACUGUCCAAUUGGUUCAUUCCGAAAAGUGAAAUUCCACCGGGAGUGGAUGGCGGCGACGGAGGAUUUUCACCAUUCGGUUGGAACGGAAUAAUCGCAGGCGCCGCUAGAUGCUUUUACGGGUUUAUUGGAUUCGAUUCCAUCGCUACUACAGGUGAAGAGACCAAAGAUCCGAAAAGAACCAUUCCUCUAGCGAUCAUAUUAUCGUUGUUCUUCGUCACGUUGGCAUAUUCUAGCGUAGCGUCGGUGUUAACUUUGAUGUGGCCGUAUUACGAUCAAGACCCGGACGCACCUCUGCCCGUCAUAUACGAGAACAUGGGAAUGCCAAUCAUCAAAUAUAUGGUUACUUGCGGUGCGGUAUUCGCUCUUAUGACGACCUUAUUAGGAUGUUUAUUUCCUAUACCGAGAAUCUUAUACGCCAUGUCCAGUGACGGUCUUUUGUUCAAGUGCUUAUCGACAAUCAACGAAAAAACAAAGACUCCCGUUUUGGCGACAAUGAUUUGCGGAAUUGGCACUGGUAUAAAAACAACAAUUCAGUCAGUCAGGACUUGGACAACUCCGAAGUCCAUAUAAUUUACAAGUGGUGGAAUGCAUCGAACACAGGACUGACCAACACGGAUUCUCAAUACGUGUCGAGAGUGCUUAUACUCACUUACACAUUUGCCGCGUUUGUGUUUUGCAUUUGUAUGACGAACGUUCACUAUUUCGAAGGGUCUUUGCAGUUAUCGUUGACUAUCAUAAUUGGAAUUUCAGUUGCAACCUUAUUGAUUUCCCUGUUGAUGUUAUGUAGACUUCCACAAGCCGUCGAAAAUCUGUCGUUUAGGGUACCUUUUGUUCCUCUAGUGCCAUGUUUGAGUAUACUACUUAAUUUAUACUUAAUGAUGGAGCUAAAUAUCAAAACUUGGAUGAGAUUUGGUGUAGGGAUUGUAGUAGGAUUAUUGAUUUACGUGUUCUACGGAGUUCACAAUAGUUUAGAAGGUUUUAAACAACAAGCAAUUAAAGACAAAGAACACAAACAAGAUCCGAAAAUCUCUAACUAAUUCGCUGCACGAUAAAAUACAUGCAAUAAAAUAUUUGCAUUUAUAAUAUUAUAAUAGCUGAUAAUUUCAUAUUCUUAUAAUAUUAUAAUAUACAACCAUUUACAGUAUUAUAUCUGAAAAUUGUGGCGCAAUUUUUUAUUUUUAUGAAUUACUAUAAUUACAAAACUUUGUUAAAAUGUCGCGUGUGGGUAUAACUAUUAUUAUUUUCUGUCACGGCUAGUUUGUAAUAUUCAUUCCAUAAUUUAAAUGUGCCUAUUAUUAUAAUGAUUAUUUGCCAAUAUUAAAUUCAUAUUAUUGUA